CCGAUCCUCUGCGCUUCACGUCCAAACGCGGACAUUCAGAGCAUCAGCCACCCUGGCGCUGCGGCGCCUGAUACCUUGUCCAUUUGCAUCUUUAGCGUUCAGCGUCGCAUCCUGUUGCAAACUUCCCAACUGCUUACCUACCUGCCCAGUGCACCCACGGAAGCGCGCUCGCUCACCACCGGGAGGCUGUCGCACUUUGUGAUUGUCGCCGUAGGAUAGCGCCUACACCAGCGAGUCGCCCACAUCCCAACCCGAAUCGACAGAUAGCGCCUGCGCAUACGAAAGCGCGCGCGCGCAAUACAACGACAGCAACAGCAACAGGGACCAUGAAGUCCAUGAAGAAGAGCCUCAACGUGGGCAAAGUCAUUGGAAGCUUCAGGAAGCGCGCCGGCGGUCACAGCAGCAGCCACGAUGCCGCAGACGAGUCGUCACCAGGUGCGGGGGCAGCCGGCUCAUCGUCCCCCGCCGGGGCAGCAGUAGCCGCCUCUGGCAGCCCCGAAGCCAACGCGAGGGCGGCUGUCCAAGCCUUUUGCGAAAUGGGCGGCAGCAUGUCCCAGAGGAAAGGCGACGAGAUUCUCCACCUCCCACCCAUUGUCGACGCCGCCGAGUCGUCCCCCGCCGCCGCUGCAGAGUGCGCCCGCGUGAUCCGCCGCUUCCUCAGCAAGGAGUACAACGGCAAGCCGGCGUGGCAGUACAACGCCCUCAUGCUCGUGCGCAUCCUCGUCGACAACCCCGGCCCCUCGUUCACCCGCAACCUGGGCGAGCCCGAGUUUGUCGAGACCACACGCAAGUUGCUCAAGCACGUGCGCGACACGCGCCUGCGGCACAUGCUCAUGGAGAUGCUGGACGACUUUGAGCACACCAAGCAGUACGACGAGAACCUGCAGCCGCUCGUCCAGAUGUGGAAGGCACAGAAGGAGGAUGCCUUUAAGAAGAACGGCGGGCCGCCGCCCCAGAUGAUGCAGCAGCAGCGUCAGCAGGCGUACCAGCAGCCGCAGUACUACCAGCACCCGCAGCAGUGGCAGCCGCAGCCAGCACAGUAUCGCCACUCGCAGAACUACGCCGCGCGUGCGCAGCAGUCGUCGAAGCGUCUCCCUGACCCCAUCGAGCUGUCCAGCCGUCUCGAGGAGGCCCGCACAUCCGCCAAGCUCCUGGAGCAGGUCGUCAUGAACACAUCACCCAGCGACAUGCUCCACAACGAUCUCAUCAAGGAGUUUGCCGACCGCUGUCAGAGCGCCUCGCGUAGUAUCCAGGGCUACAUGCAGUCGGACAACCCCGUCCCCGACAACGACACGAUGGAGAGCCUCAUUGACACCAACGAGCAGCUCCAGACGGCGCUCAAUCAGCACCAGCGCGCCGUCCUCAACGCGCGGAAACAGAUGGGCGUAGCGUCCCCGCCCCAGGUCGCGACGCCCGACGCCCAAGGCAAUGAUAGAAUCCUAGCCUGGCAGCGAUCGCAGGCUGAGCUACACGAGUCUGGUGAGCACCCCGAGGAUCCCCACAUUGUCAACGGCAAGGGCAAGGCGACGGCUGCGGGACCCCUCGACGACGCCGCUGAUGCGCAGGAUCCCUUCCGUGAUCCCGAGGAGCACCAGCGCCAUCAGUUCGAGCCGUACCACCCCAGUGGAUUCGGGCAGACGAAAGGUCCAUCCUCAGCCGUGGCCGGUGCUGGCGGUGCCAGCUCUGCGCGGAGGAGAGACGUCGAUGGCGUGUCGGAGGAGGAUGACCUGUACGACGCGCCGUCUGCCGCUGCCAAGGAGAAGGACAAGGCGAUGGAGCCGAUGCGCCUGUCGUAGGACGUUGCGGUGGACAUUGGGCUUGCCUGCCGAAGUACAAUCACGGUCAUGAAACAUACAAUACCCGGCCAUUUUGAGAAGAACAGAAUUGAUUCCCCUGAGUUGCCUUGGGUCUACUGACUGAGUGAUGGUCA
Molecule: messenger RNA, 1930 nt
Organism: Emericellopsis atlantica
Lineage: Eukaryota; Fungi; Ascomycota; Sordariomycetes; Hypocreales; Bionectriaceae
Exons: 1
Coding region: 327-1796 (489 amino acids)
Biological process (GO): protein transport to vacuole involved in ubiquitin-dependent protein catabolic process via the multivesicular body sorting pathway
Molecular function (GO): ubiquitin binding; phosphatidylinositol binding
Source: RefSeq, a predicted model, not a curated record